ACACCAAGAAGAAGUGUGACGCGCUGCUUCCGGCUCCUCUGAUUGGACAGGCUGCUGUGUGACGUCACUGGCGUGCGCCGGCGCUGCAGCGGAGAGAUGCAGGAGGGAAAGAAGAGAGAGAGAGAAAGAGGACAGAAACGAGGACUCUCUGAUGGAGAGAUGAAGAAGAGGAGGAGUGCUGGAUCCAGCGCGGAGGAGGCCGAGGUUCCUCGGGAGCCCAGUGAUCUGGAGGAGGGAGGACUGGACCUGAACAAGACCUUCAGACCCAUCAGCUCCUACAUGCAGGACCGCGAGGAGAUGCUGGAGCAGUGCUUCCAUGUGCUGGGAGAGAAUAAACUCCUAAAGAUGCUUCCGGAGGAACUGAAGGUGCCUUUAUUGUGAUCUCAAAUCAUCCACAUUCAUCUUGGAGGAAGAAAUACAGUCUGCUUCUGUUUGCUGGUGUUAGUUUAGUGAUGUUCGGAGUAUUGUCCUGUUCUCUAAGAUAAUCGAUGAUCGUUCAGGCUUCUUUGUACUCUUCU
Sinocyclocheilus grahami is the source of this 518-nucleotide messenger RNA. Its product is annotated as caspase activity and apoptosis inhibitor 1-like. Lineage: Eukaryota; Metazoa; Chordata; Actinopteri; Cypriniformes; Cyprinidae. The transcript is spliced from 2 exons. Gene Ontology annotation, biological process: regulation of apoptotic process. Bases 97 to 381 code for a protein of 94 amino acids. The record is from RefSeq and is a predicted model, not a curated record.